AAAUCAGUGUGCAAAGGGGAGGACCGAAGCUUCCCCUCCCCCCCCUCCUCCAGCCCCCUCGCAGCCUCCUCCUCCACCUUCCCCACCGCUCGUGUCUCCCGGUUUUGUUUUGCUUUUUUUUUUUUUUAAAAAAAAACACCCUGGAAAAGACGGUUGUCCGGGCGCUGUGCGAGCGAAGAGCCGGGGGACGGCAGGACAGCGCGCUCGGCACCGCGGGCAGGGCGCUCGGCACCGCGGGCAGCGGCUCCCCUACCGCGGGCAGGGCGCUCGGCACCCCGGGCAGCGGCUGCAGCUCCCCGGACAGCGGCUGCAGCUCCCCGGACAGCGGCUCCAGCACCCAGGACAGCGCACGCCGCCAACAUGGCUCCGAUAGCGGCCAGCCGCCAGCAGUUCGAUGAAAUUCCUACAGUGGUUGGGAUCUUUAGUGCAUUUGGCCUUGUCUUCUCUGUCUCCCUUUUUGCUUGGAUCUGCUGCCAGCGUAAAUCUUCCAAAUCCAAUAAGACCCCUCCAUAUAAGUUUGUCCAUGUUCUGAAGGGGGUUGACAUUUACCCUGAAAAUCUCAACAGUAAGAAGAAGUUUGGAGCAGAUGAUAAAAGUGAAACAAAGAACAAAUCAGUGAUGCCAAAGAAUUCUCUCCAUCUUGACCUGGAGAAGAGAGAUCUAAAUGGCAACUUCCCCAAAACAACCCCGAAAAUCCAGAGCUCUCCAGAUCUUGAAAACUUGUCUCCAAAGCACUUUGCAGAAAGAAAGAAAGAUUCUGUAUCCCCUGAUAGUUUAAAAUCUACCACAUCCCUGUCAUCUGAAGAAAAACAAGACAAACUAGGAACUCUCUUUUUCUCCUUAGAGUACAACUUUGAGAAAAAGGCAUUUGUAGUGAAUAUCAAAGAAGCACGUGGGCUGCCAGCAAUGGAUGAACAGUCAAUGACUUCUGAUCCCUAUAUCAAAAUGACAAUCCUGCCUGAGAAGAAGCACAAGGUGAAAACCAGAGUGCUGAGAAAAACCUUAGAUCCAGCUUUUGAUGAGACUUUCACAUUUUAUGGGAUCCCCUAUAGCCAAAUCCAAGACUUAACACUUCACUUUAUGAUCUUGAGCUUUGACAGGUUUUCCAGAGAUGAUGUCAUUGGAGAAGUCCUCAUUCCCCUCGCAGGAAUUGAAUUGUCAGAAGGAAGGAUGCUAAUGGACAGAGAGAUCAUCAAAAGAAAUGUUAGGAAAUCAUCUGGGCGUGGAGAAUUACUGAUCUCUCUCUGUUAUCAGUCUACAACGAACACACUAACUGUGGUGGUUUUAAAAGCCAGGCAUCUACCUAAAUCUGAUGUGUCAGGAUUAUCAGAUCCUUAUGUCAAAGUGAACCUGUACCACGCUAAGAAAAGAAUUUCUAAAAAGAAAACCCAUGUGAAGAAAUGCACCCCCAAUGCAGUGUUUAAUGAAUUGUUUGUCUUUGACAUUCCUUGUGAGGGUCUUGAUGAUAUCAGCAUUGAAUUUUUGGUUUUAGAUUCAGAUAGGGGGUCAAGGAACGAGGUCAUUGGCCGGUUAACCUUGGGAUCUUCAGCAGAAGGAACAGGUGGAGAGCACUGGAAGGAAAUUUGUGAAUAUCCUAGGAGACAAAUUGCCAAAUGGCAUAUGUUGUGUGAUGGUUAGCAGCUUAGAGAGGGGUUGGAACUUAAAAACCUAUAUAUAUUUCCAUAAGCAAGGAGCAGUUUCCUUUCUUUGCUAUGUAUAAUUACAGGCUUGUAACUACAAGACUUUCUUUUUGGGUAAAGACUGGAUUGAAUUAUCAGAACAGAAGGUAGCUAAAUUUUCACCUUAAAUAAAGGAAUUUCUUUUUUCAUUAGACUUUAACAUAAUUUGAUCAGAGAUUCUUAUUCUUCUGGAGUUUACAUAGCCCUAAACUUCAAUAAGAACAGCCUAUCUUUUAUGAAUAAGUCACCGGAAACCUUAUUAGUACUGUGAUACAGAAGAAGAUAACCUCAUUAAUAUAUAUUGCUGGAUCUAAGAAAAAAAAAAGAGUGGUUUACUGGGGGAAGGGACUGACUCUAUAAAAACCAUUAGGAAUGAGGGUAAGCAGGGGAGAAAUCCUUCUGUCCCUCCAUCAGAAACCUUCUCUUAUGAAAAUUCAAUCAUUAUUUGUAAGUUUUGGUUACUUAUACUUUGAUCAUCCCAAAGACUGAAAAGAUUUUCAGUGAUUUGCUUUACAUAUCACAUCAUGUGCAACUAGUUGUUUUUUGUGUGGAAAUACUGUAUAAUUAUUUACACUUGGAUUUUUUAAUAUGUAUAUAUAUAACAUGGAGUUUUAUUACAGUGAUCGAAGUAGAUACAUUCUAAAAUUCAGUGAGCAAGUUAACAUAGGUUGUUUUGUCAAAGGGCUCCUUUAUGGGUUACUACACAUGAUACAGUAUGGUUAGAAUUUGGGAUUUAAGUAUGGCUUGCAUUUUUUCCUCUGAAAAGAGUGAUACUUUUAGUAUUUCUAGCCAAGAGAAAACACUUAUAUUGAAAUGAGGAAACAUACAUAACACUACAGUCAAUGGUCUUUCACCAAUUAUAUUUUAAGCAGUUUAGUAAUAUUAAAGGAAAGUUGUUCCUCCUUUUCUUAUCUUAUUCUGCUGUUUAACUUCCUGAACUGUGAAUAGUCUCACUACAGUCAAGAACACUAUUGCCAACAUACGAAGUUUAAUGCAUUUCUAAACUUUUGCAGGACAGGAACCCAAGCUCACGUUAUAAUUCAUGCAACAUUUUGUUACGCAAACUACUUGAAAAAAUACAUUUCACUUAGAUCAUUUGCAUUAAUGUCCAUUACUGAUUGUACUGAAAAUUGGUGGUGAUAGGGGGAAAAUAACAUCAUGAUUUCACGUUAGUGUGACAUAUAUAUGUAUUAACUUUCUUAAACUGUGCCAGGUUGGGGGAGUAUAAAGUGUAACACACACAAAUAUAGAAAUAAAACAUUUAGGCCUGUGAAAUUUUUGGUUACGCCAGAUACAUUUUUAGGCUGUCAGCACUAUAGCACAACGAAAACUAAAUUACUUCCUAAAGUUUGUACGCUGAUUUCUGAUAUAGAACUGUUUGCAAAUAUUAGUCCUAUGUCCUUUUCAAUUAGAAUUUAUAUAAAGAAGACGUUAGCUGUGGAAAUAACAAAGAUUUUAAAAGUGCAAAAACAGUUUUCAGUAUUUUUGCACAUGUGUUUUGUGCACAUGUAAUACCACUGAAGUGAAUGAGACUAUCUGGGAAUUAAGGGAUUGCUCAGUGUGAAUGAAGGUAACAGAACAGGCAUACCAGUAAAAGGAAGACAUUGCAUAUUAAAUUAGUCAGUCUCACUAAACAGCAGAUCUAGGUCUUACUGAAAACUGUUGGAGCUUUGUUGUUGACUUUAUCUGUUCUCAUAUGGCCAAAUUACAUCUGCAGUAAAGGACACUGGAACAUGAAAUAUGCAAGUACAGCACUGGAAGAAUUCCAUUGAAGCUCUUUCAGGUUUUGUGUUGGUAAUUUCUCCAGUUUUUGAGAAUGUGUUUGAUAUAAUAGUGUUUAUAAAGUUCUGUAAAAAUACAUUUUCAAAAUAACAUAAACACGCUUUUUAUGAUAAUGCUCAAUGUAAAAAAAACCCGCAUAUUGUAUGUAUAAAAGAGAAGAAUCUUUUUUGCUUAUUUCUUUAGAACACUGAUUAACUGCUUAAGGGCUAGAGUUUGCCAGCCUCUUUCAAGUAGAUCUAACCCAAAGCUAUGAAGUUAAAGGAAAGAUGACCAUAGGCUUCAGUGGGGCUUGAAGUGCAAUCAGAAGAAAACCUUUCCUGUGAAUCAGCCCAGCAAUAUCAGUGGGACUAUGGAUAAUGGGAGGUACUGUUUGAUAUAAUGGAGAUUGGAAGGGUUUAAACUAGUACCAUAAGGGCAGAGUUGUUACAAUUACUAGUAAGGAAAGAACUUAUACGCAAGUGAUUGCACCAAAGGGAGUAGGACAGCUUGUACUUAAAAAAAUUGAGGUUUUAUAUAUUGGCCCAUAAGUAGUACAUUAUCUCUAAAAAAAGAUGACAGGAGUCAUCUGUCUUCAUUGGACACAAAUUCUUAUACCCAGCAGAAAAAAAAAAAAAAAGAUGUUUUGAAUUAAUCAUAGGCUGUGACCAUCUUUCAUUUUGCCAUCCAACAAGAUGUUGUCAAAAUUUUUUUCAAGUGUCUAUAGCAGCCUGAUGGUUAAUAUUUCUACCAGCUAAAUGGCAGUUGUUUGUGGGGGCGGGGGGCAGGAAGGGGACAGGGAACAAAGAAAUUUUUAUUAAAUUGAAAAAAUUGUAAAUAGAAUUUUGUUUUUAAUUUAAAACAAUGUUUAGCUUGGAAAGUGGAGUAAAGAAGACUCGUAACACAUCUGUAAACCAGACAAGGCAGGAGUGAAUGUAGACCUGUCCCAAGAUGAGAAAUUCUGCUGUUUUAUAGAGUAUUUAAUUCUCAUUGUGAAUAUCUUGAACUCUGUUAAGGAUACUGUACUGUAUUAAACAUGUAAAAAAAUAAUGUUUGUCUAAGUAGCUUACAAAAACAAUAACUCCCUGUAUGGGAGACUAUCCGUGUCUGGAAAUCUGUUGUAACUAAAUACCUGAUUUGUUAUGAUGUUGUAACUUAAUAGAAGCUAUUCGAGAGGAAGCAUGGUGUACGAGGUUUUGUAAGACUUUUUGUGCUGGUUCUGUAUGUUGUGCCAUGUGUGUAAGACAAGAAUAAACUGCUGCUUUUGUUCACCCCA
Molecule: messenger RNA, 4713 nt
Organism: Dromaius novaehollandiae (emu)
Lineage: Eukaryota; Metazoa; Chordata; Aves; Casuariiformes; Dromaiidae
Product: synaptotagmin-4
Exons: 4
Coding region: 361-1638 (425 amino acids)
Biological process (GO): vesicle fusion; cellular response to calcium ion; calcium ion-regulated exocytosis of neurotransmitter
Cellular component (GO): synapse; axon; exocytic vesicle
Molecular function (GO): calcium-dependent phospholipid binding; clathrin binding; phosphatidylserine binding
Source: RefSeq, a predicted model, not a curated record